AUGCAAACAGAGCUGAAAAAUCGGAAAGCGAAACUAAAAACUUUAGAACAAGGUCAACAAAUCUGUGAAGGUUUUAUUUUCAUGAAAUACACGCAAGCAGUUAUGGAAAAGAUGUCAAAUGACAUGAAGGAACUAUCAGAAAAUGGAAAGGAAAAACCAGCUAGAUACGAGCCAUCUUUAGAUGUCGAAGAACUGAAAGAAGAUGUCAAAUGUUUAGGGCGUUUGUUAACUGGAAAGCCAGACCAGAUAACACAAAUCGAGUCGGUAAAGAAAAAGAUGGAGAAAGAGCUCCAUAUGAUACGCCGUGAAAAAGAGGAUCUGAAGGACGUUCUAGAUAGGACGAAUGCAAUAGCUGAAGGCCUUAAGAAAACUGUUACUGAGUUACAGUCACGUGUACAAAAGGAAGAACAAAACAACAAACAUCUGAAAACUGAGAAAGAAAAUCAAAACCUGGACUAUGAAAGCAGACUACGUAAAAGUCAAGACGAGUAAGUCUAUACUAUUUAUAACGAAAUAUGAAAACUGUUGAUAGUAUAGAUUAUUAUUUUUUAUAUUUCCUUAUAAGAAUGUAUAUUUAAAGUUAAUUCU
Messenger RNA from Ruditapes philippinarum (Manila clam), 588 nucleotides. RefSeq lists its product as uncharacterized. The record is from RefSeq and is a predicted model, not a curated record. The transcript is spliced from 4 exons. Lineage: Eukaryota; Metazoa; Mollusca; Bivalvia; Venerida; Veneridae. Bases 1 to 492 code for a protein of 163 amino acids.